UUUGUAUUGAGAACCUCUAUUCUGUUGUGAUACCAAAUCUUUUGACCAUCAUUGAUCCAAAAAAGCAUGGCUACCACAAUGCCCACACCCUCUGCAGCCGACGGCAACGAAAAAAUUUCCGAUCCCAUCAACAGGGUUGUUCCAAGCAAGGAGCACAAGUGGUGGCUCGAUAACAUCGAUCACAAAAUCACUCCCGAGUGUCGUAGACUUCUCGAGAAUUAUAGCAAGAUCUCGCCGGAGGAUGUUCGUCAACACAUAUAUGACAUUCGUGAAAAGGCAUGGGCAAUUCGUCCAUACCCGUGCACAGGUUUGGGUCGCUUCCUUGACAAUCUUCUCGCUCAGUCGCCAGCGUAUAAAGAUGUUGUUGCCCGACUCAAAGGCGGAGACUCAUUCAUAGAUAUUGGAUGCUUCCUCGGCCAAGAAUUACGUCAAUUGGUGUGGGACCUAAAUGGUGCGCCUACAGACCAGCUCCAUGCCGUGGACAUUGUCAAUCAUUGGGACUUGGGUUAUGAGUUUUUUCGUGACAAGGAUACUUUUAAAGUUGACUUUUUUGAAGAUGAUAUGUUGCAACCACGUGAAAAGUUGAAGGCAUUGCACGGAACGAUGGAUGUCAUUUUAGUGAACCAGAUUUUCCAUCAGUGGAAUUUAGAGAACCAAAUCGAGGGGGCUACGCAGUUAGUCAAAUUGUCUCGAGAUCGUCCAGGGAGUUUGAUACUAGGUUACCAAGCCGGCGUGCCCAAGCAACGGGAGUUACUUGGCCCCCCUGGCUCUAAAUACAGGUGCCUUCUUCAGUCCCCAGAGACUUGGAAGGAGGUGUGGGAUGAAGUUGGGAAGAGAACGGGAACGCAAUGGAAAACGGAAUCGAGACUGUUAACUUGGGAGCAACUCGGUAAUGAUCCCAAGGAGACUGCGUACAUGGGAACGGAUGUGUUGAUGAUGGAAUUUGUUAUUACCAGGGAGUAAUUUGAAACUUAGCAAGGGUAGGUGUAUGGAUUUGUGGACCCAUAGUUUCUUAGAGAGAGGUAGCAAUUGAGAAAGUGGACGUGCAUAAAAUGCUAUCAAAGAUAUCUUCAAAUGACUGAUUUGCUAGCCUUGAACUUAAAUUAGGUCUGAAGAAUUGAAAUUCGCCUGAUCAUGCGUCGUGUCAUAAUCCUGUGACUAAAUUUCUUGAAUGAAAUGUACUGAUUA
Botrytis deweyae is the source of this 1188-nucleotide messenger RNA. RefSeq lists its product as uncharacterized. NCBI's taxonomy places the organism in Eukaryota, Fungi, Ascomycota, Leotiomycetes, Helotiales, Sclerotiniaceae. The coding region runs from base 67 to 963 and encodes 298 amino acids. The transcript is spliced from 3 exons. The record is from RefSeq and is a predicted model, not a curated record.